Molecule: messenger RNA, 3052 nt
Organism: Amoebophrya sp. A120
Lineage: Eukaryota; Dinophyceae; Syndiniales; Amoebophryaceae
Source: the annotation of a GenBank genome assembly
GUUCACCUCCGACUCUGAAGUUUAGAAGCUUACAUCGUUCAAGUUAGAAGCAUUUUGCGCAUCUUCUCUAUCUCCGUGCUAGUUGUAGCCGGCACCGGCACGGCGUGCUGUUGCGAAAGUUUUUUUUUCGGUAAAGAAGAUGUUGAGUACAAAACUGCGAGUUCCUUAUGAACGUUCCUCGGCAGAUCCUACAAAUAAGAGUGAAGCAAGACGUGGACGACGAUCCGAAAGUUUUACUGCUGCACCCCUUGGUGAUGAGAUCGUCUUGAAAAUAGCGCCAUACCACGCAUUCCAUCGAAAACCAAAAGCACGGCUGCUGUGAGAUACAAGAUCAUCGAGUUCAAAAUGCGGUCGUCACUGCUCCUCCAGGUUGGCCGAUGGACAGGCUCUGCAAAAUCUACUUGAUCAUGAGCACUUCCUCUCUGCAAUAGCAACAACGAUCGUACCCGCCUUCGGAGCCGUGUGGAGGUUCGACGGCGAUCAAAGUCAUAAUUCGAUCAACAAAAGAACGCAACUACAAGAUCAAGUUCAAGAUCGUCUGAUGUACAAAAGAAAAAGAUAAUGCUGAAGAACUUCUGGUCAUACAUUCGGUAAAAGAAGGCACUCAGGAUUCCAUUUCUUCCAGGUUCGUGUCGUGCUCACCUCACCACAGCAUAAGUAGGAUUUUCUAUAGGAAGUGUACCUACAUCAACGGUUGUAUUUGUAUACCUUCAUCUUGCACCCGAAAUUUUUUUUCCUUCAUUUCCACUUUCUCUUUCACGGGCUCGCUUUUUAACUACACCGAAUAGCAUUUUCGUUCAUUGCAUAAGUUUAAGUACUAGAAAAUGGAGCUUUUCGGAUUGAAUUUGGCGAAACAGGAGUCCUUUACGGUUGACCUGGAUGUCUCCUGCUUGUGGUUGAAGAAAGCCUGCCUCGUCGGCGGAGAGAAGGCGCGAGUGUAUUCUUUUUAUCACUAGCAAUUUUUAGAUCGGAACGAGUAGCCGUAGGCGUAGCCGUUGCGCUCGUCUUUGCAUGAUGCUCAUGCAUUAAUAUCUCCUUCGCCUUCCACCUCACGUUCUACGUGCCAUUGGGCAUUGAUUUCAAAAAAAAUAGGUGAACAUCCGAGUUGUAGUUGGAUCUUCUUUUCUUUUCGGACCAAAAGCAAGAAAACCAAAAGAACGUUAACGUAUAAGGACUCGCUGAAGAAAUCGUAUCGAAUUUUGAAAAACUCACAGGUUCGUUUCGUGUGACAAGGAAGGAAACGGCGAAUUUGGGGAAAAAUUCUGCAUCGCAGUGCUCACCGAAAACAGAAACCCGGAAUCCAGCUUGGACCUGAAAUUCGAUUCGGAAUGCGUGAAGUUCACGUGCGAAGGCGAUGGAAAGGUCAGCCUGAUCGGUCAGAAGCAAAGCUUCCUGGGGGCCGACUCGGACUCAGAACAAGCAAUUGAACAAGCCACAAGAGCUGAUGCGGCUGCGCCAACAACCGCUACUUCUUCACUGGCCAAGAAGGGUUAUUUCCCUGGCCAAGAUCCUGAUUCACUGGCCAAAGCUUUCCCAGAUGCAGACCAGGCUGCUUUACGAGAGUUCGUAAGAUACUGGGACGAGGAGGAGGAAGAGGAGUGCAGCAUUGACUCCUCAUGCCCGGAAAUGGAGGACGUCGGCGCUCCAGCCGCGAAGAAGCAGAAAAUUGACCCGAUUGAUGACAAGAAAGCGUUAGAGAAGUCCACCAUUUCGAAGUCGACCGAGGCCGUGCAGCAAGCUGCCAAAACCGUGAAGGAGCAGAAGGACGACUUGGACGUCCGUACGAAGCUGAUCCAAGAGAAGCGACAAACCGAAAUCUUGGAGAAAAAGAUGAAGAAGCGGGAGGAGGAGCGAAAACAGUCGUCGCUGAAGUUGCAGGAGCAGGCAAAGCAGGAAAUGGAGAAAAUCAAGCAGCAGGAGGAGAAAGUAAAGCAGCUUCGGGCUGAGCAAGAGGCGGCCCAGCAAAAGAAACAGGCGGAAAUCAAACGAUUACAGGAGCAGAAGAAGCAGCAGGAAGAGAAGAACCAAGGAGGCUUGAUGGUAAUGUGCCUAUGAUUGCGUCAAGUACAUAACCUUAAAAACCGUUGACAUUUACGAGUUGACGAACAAGAACGUGCACUGCAGCAUCACGAGUAGUUGUUCCACAAUGGCUAAAUCUUCCAUUUCUCGCACUGCAUCAAAAACAAAAAGAAACUGAAGCUAAAGCAUAAAACCGAAACUGAAUUUAGAGCGUGUAUUGCAUCAUGCAUGAUGUAGUUGCUGGAUUCCUCUAUCUAACAGGCUCCGAUCAAGAAGCAGUUGGCUGGCGGUCUCAAGGUCGAGAUCUACAAGCAAGGGAACGGAGCACAAGCCAAGCCGGGACGCAAAGUUAGAGUUGCCUACGACGGGCGCCUUGCGAGCAACGGAAAACGGUAUAUAGUUUCAAUGAAGCUGUUGACGUCCUCAUAUUUUAUGUAAAUGACAAGGCUACACUUGACUACUCGUUCGGAAACGGAAACCUAUUAAUAGCUUUCAUCUCGCUUUCGCGUAUCACCUACAGGUUCGACAAGGGCGUGAUUACGUUCAAGCUUGGCAUGGGAGAGGUCAUCUCCGGCUGGGACCAGGGCGUCAAGGACAUGAAAGUCGGCGAGAAGCGUAAAUUACUCAUCCCGGCCCACCUGGGUUACGGCGCCCGUGGAAGCCCGCCGCAGAUCCCGCGGAACGCGGCCCUGGUUUUCGACGUCGAGCUCAAGCAAAUCAUGUAAAAGUGAACAGCACGGUCCGGGUCGAGACGCAGCUCGAGCUUGUGAGCUUUCGGGCUGCGUCUCUGAUUAUAGUUCAUGCUUUUUAAUGACGGAGACGCUGCAGCUGCACAGCACAUGCAUAGUUAGUAUUCCAGCGCUUUAAGUACUACGACGCACCCUCUUGUUCCGUGGUCCAUAUUCAUCUUUCUUUCUAGAAAAUGCGAAGAUGGGGACGACGUCCUCUCGUAAAGAGUUCAAACGAAAAGAUGACAGCCAUGAAAUUCUUGUUGUUUGCGCGCAACAAAAAUAUUGACGGCAACAGCCAACAA